Molecule: messenger RNA, 1465 nt
Organism: Linum tenue
Lineage: Eukaryota; Viridiplantae; Streptophyta; Magnoliopsida; Malpighiales; Linaceae
Source: the annotation of a GenBank genome assembly
UUAAAAUCCAAACGAUGCCCGAGUAAGAGAAGAAGAAGAAGAAGAGGAAAGCAACAAUGGCGGCGGCAGAAUGGCUGGAGAAGAUGAAACCAGUAAUCGCGGUGGUGAUGCUUCAAGUAGGUUCGGCAGGGAUGGACGUCAUUUCAAAGGUAGCUCUGAACGAAGGGAUGAGCAAUUACGUCUUCGUCGUAUAUCGCCACGCCGUCGCAACCCUCCUCAUUUCCCCUUUCGCUCUCCUCCUCGACAGGGGAUCCAGGCCAGAGAUGACUCGCUCCAUCUUCACCAAGAUAUCAGCCCUCGGCUUGCUCGAGCCAGUGAUAAACCAAAACUUGUAUUUCCUGGGAAUGAAGUACACCACAGCAACAUUUGCGGCCGCCAUUGUCAACAUUCUCCCUGCUCUCACCUUCCUCAUGGCUUUCAUCAUCGGGUUAGAGAAAGUGAGAAUGAAAUCAAUUCACAGCAAGGCAAAGGUGUUCGGAACAAUAGCAACGGUGGCAGGAGCGAUGGUGAUGACCCUGAUCAAAGGCCCCGCCUUUGAGCAAGAUGUUGCUGCUGGUGGUGGUAGCAGUGCAACAGUGGCCGAGUCCCAUAGCUUCAUGAAGGGUGGUUUGAUGAUGACAGUGGGUUGCUUCAGCUGGGCAGGCUUUGUAAUCCUCCAAGCGAUCACAUUGAAGGAGUAUCCAGCUGAUCUAUCUCUAACGGCACUGAUCUGCCUCGCGGGCACGAUUGAAGGUGGGAUUGUGGCGCUUUUGGUUGAGUGGGGGAGGCCGGAAGCUUGGGCGCUCGGAUGGGACACCAAGUUGUUGGCUGCUGUUUAUAGUGGAGUGGUGUGUUCAGGGCUGCUGUUUUACAUACAAGGGAUAGUGAUGAGAGAAAGAGGUCCAGUGUUUGUGACAGCAUUCAAUCCCUUGUGUAUGGUUCUGGUGGCCAUUAUGAGCUCCAUCUUCUUGGAUGAGGAAAUGUUCCUUGGAAGGGUGAUUGGGGCAGCAAUCAUAGUGGCGGGGCUUUACCUCGUGGUGUGGGGGAAGAGUGUGGACUAUGAUAAUUCUUCUGCUACUUUACAAGAAAACCAGCCUCUGCUGGAGGAAAGGGUCUAGGGACUGCUUAGGAAAAGAACCAGGCUACCAGUACAACGAUGGUUAGAAGCAUCUGGAGCGCGCAAACCAUAGAGACGAAAGAUAGAAAAGGGUUACAAGUAUGGCAAUCGGAUUAACUCAAUGUGGCGGCUUGAAUGGGAGAUUUUCCAAGACUCCUUACGUGCUUCAGUUGAGAGAUAGAGAGCGUACCCAAAGCUGGUUGGUUGAUCAAAAUUAUAUAUAUUAUUUAAUAAGCGGUUUGUGGUUUGUCUAUAUGUGAUUCGGGAAAAUCUAUCCGAGUCAGAGAAUCUCUGGACAAUCAUAUAUGAAAUUCUUGAUAUAGUGUAAACAUGUUUUUAAGAUAUAGAUGGUAUUUGAUUCUUUUAGAU